Myodes glareolus (Bank vole) is the source of this 6778-nucleotide messenger RNA. RefSeq lists its product as uncharacterized. Lineage: Eukaryota; Metazoa; Chordata; Mammalia; Rodentia; Cricetidae. Gene Ontology annotation, biological process: insulin receptor signaling pathway. The record is from RefSeq and is a predicted model, not a curated record. Gene Ontology annotation, molecular function: insulin receptor binding; phosphatidylinositol 3-kinase binding. Gene Ontology annotation, cellular component: cytosol; plasma membrane.
AUGUGACCUCAACCAGAGGCUGAGCUGUGUACCCUCUGUUAGCGAGAGGCAGGGAUGAGUGAGGGUCCCCAUCUGGGGUUGAAGUCCAGUGACCACGGGGCAGGCAGGGAGGUGGAUUUGUAAGUAAACAGGACCCCACCCCCACCCCAGAGUGUCCUCGGCACCUCCAGCAGUUCCUUACCUGGGGCUGUGGUGUCGGUAGCCAGGUGUUGGGGCGGGGAGGAGAUAGUGCCUCCAGCUGAGAAGAGAACUAGGCCUUAGCCUUGCUGUUUAUCCCGGGAGGCCUGCACCGGCCCCUCCCUGCAGGCCUCAGCCAAGAGUUCCUGGCCCUUUAAACUGUUCAUUCUUAGGAUUUCUCUGGGCCUUCGGCAGGGACUGGCAAAGGGAUGUGGAAUUAGGUUAUCAGUUUCUUUGCUUUAUAGAUUUUUUGGAAAGAUUUCUAGCUCCUGCUAUUUGCAAAACCAGACUUGGCUUUCCCUCUCUGCAACAAGAUUCAGUCCCUCGCUGUUUCUUACUAGCCUAGCCUCUUCACCCAGCUGGCCCCUAGCCUUUGUACCAGAUUUUUCCAUAUUUUGUUUCCCUUCUGAUUUUUUUGGGAGGGUCAUCUUUAGUAUCACCCUACCCUGCCAGCACCAAGCCUGUGUAGCUUAGGCUAUCCUUAGUGUUUGGGAGCUGAAGUUCCUGGUGUGUACACACACACACACACACACACCCAAUGCCAGGCUGUCCCUCCUGCUGCUUUCUGCUGCUGCUGCUGUUGGUUUUGAGCCAGGAUCUCGCUGUGUAGCCCUGGCUUGCCUGAAACUCGCUACAUAGCCUGGGCUGGCUUCAAACUCACUGGGUAACCAAGUACGACUGGAUUUCUGAUGCACUUACCACACAGGUUUAUGAAGUGUCAGGGAUCCAGCCCAGGCUUCUUGCUUGCAGGGCAAGCACACUCCCAAAAGAGCCACGUCUCUGGGUGCUUCCCUUUCCCCUCAUUCUGCCUUAAGCCAGGAGUCCCAAGCUUAUUUUAACCCGGCUUCCCUGGCUCUGGCUCCAUAUCACUUGAGUUUUUAAAGGCCCUAAAGCGAGUCCCCGUUUGCCCUCUGUGUAAAGUCACACUGUGCCUUAUCCCAGGACCUCCUAGCCACCAUCCCUCUAUCCUGUCUUGUCUCAAAAUGGACCCUGGCCAGCGUUCUGGGCAGGGCUGAAUGACUGGGCUGAGAAUCUGCCUGGGGUUAGCCUCAAGCAUUCCCUGGGCACGAGCUAGGGCUGAACCAUUGUCCUUGGCAAGGAAGGGCCCAGCACCCUAGUCCAUCUAACCUCUCCAGACCAAUGGCAAAAACAACGGAGGCACCCUGGUAGGGUAUGUUGCCUUCUUUGUACACUCACCUGACUGCUGUGAAUCCAGACAUGUGUGCGUGCGCACGUGCACACACACAUCACACACACAAAGAGACUGGAACAAUGCAUUUGGCUAAUACACUCUGGCCAGGUCCUUUUGUUUAGGCCCUGGCCAAUGCUCUAUUCAUACCAUGCAAGCCACAGCCCUCUAGCUCAGGUCUGUCUGUCAGCAUGGGCAGCCUCUGUGGGUAACAAAGCAGAAGCUGAACCUCUGGAAUUUUCUCCACGUGAGAGCUAGAAGGUAGGAUGAUUGAGGGAGAUCACUGUAUAGCUUGGUCCCAUACCCCUAUCCCUACCGCUCUACCCCCACCCCUCUCCACACACCCACCCAGAGAAUAAGCCUUCCCAGGGACCAUCCACAAGCCCUACUAAAUGGAUUCCUACCCCUGCUAACAAAAGUCUUCCAUAGACGUCACGUGCCCCCAACCUAGCAAAGGCCUAAAUAUGCCACUUCCUGGGUUGCUGAGGUUUCAGACUAUAAAAUAUUGUGUUUAAGUAGUACCAAGCGCGGAGCUGUUGCUAUGGCAGCUGAGAUAAGCCAGGCUUUCCCUGGUACCCAACAGACCAAGUCACCUGGCACUGCUUCCGUCCCCUUAUUCUUGCUGGUCUACACCCCAGGUGCUUGGAUGGCUGCUGUUUCCGGCUUUAUCUUUUACCCAGCACUCCAGGGCUGAGUGACACAGAGCGUUUAGAGCCGCCUGUGAGCGCAGCUGUGAUUUCACAAGGACAGAUGUUUGCGAGAUGACCAGGCUCAGGGAUCAGGAAGGAGAUAGGGAGAGACCCUUCCUGGAUAGCUUCAGUCCUGAGGGAGUGACACUCUUUCCUUUGCCAUGGAGUCCUGCUCACUAACUGCCUAGAGAGCUGCGGUCCCCACUGCGCGUCCCACUCGCAGGCUCCAGGGUUACAUUGUGUGUGACCACGUCCAGCUUUCGGGGCAUCCUGAGGACCCAGCUCAAAUCUCAAACUUGCACAAAUGCUUUACCCACACACAGGGUCAUCUUCCAGGGCCCACCAACAAAACUUUGGGUGUUUCUUUCAGCCCUGCCUGGGUGGGGCUGUGACAGGCUGGGAAGCCCCUGGGGCAGGCCUCAGGUACUAGAUGUCCGUACAUAUGAUGAGGGUUGGUAUUGGGUAUCUGCUGUCAGUGAGGCAUUUUGAAAGGUGCCUAAUGAGGCCCAGCUUCAUGAUCAGGGAGAGUGAGCUCCCUGCUAUCCCAGGUUACAAAUGGGCAUGGACCUCUGUUUGGGCCACCCUUGGACUGGCCUGAGAAAAAGGCCCACGUUCCCCUGCUUCUGUUUAAUUGUUAUAUGGGUGCCUUACCCGAGGGAGCCCCUCACCCAAGUGCCCUAACAGGGUCCCACGGCUUAGCCAUUUCUCUAGACCUUCAUCUUCCCUCACAGAGAUUUUGAUUGCCAUAGCAUUAGAGAGUCGCCAUGUCUGCUUAGGCACCACUGCUUGUCAACUAAGCUUUGACAAAAUGCACCAUGUCGCUCCCAACCCCAGUGAUCCUAAUACAGAAAAACAAAAUAGCCAAGGGGCUGGGGACAUAGCUCAGAUGGUAAAUGCUUGCCGUGCAAACCUGAUGGCCUGCUUGAUCCUCAGAGUCCACAUAAAGAGUGGGGAUCACGGCAUGCCUUGUAAUCCCAGUACUCCUUUAGCAAGAUAGAAGAGGACCACUAGCCAGCCAGUGGUGGUCCACACCUUUAAUCCCAGCACUCAGGAGGCAAAGGCAGGUGCAUCUCUGAGUACGAGACUAGCCUAGUCUACAAAGCUCCAGGCCAGCCAGGGCUACCACUAACCAGCCUUGAAGCUCCCAGGCCAGCAUGCCUGGAGUACACAGCAGCACAGGAGCACAAUGGGACCCUGCGUCAAAGGGAUGGAAGACAAGAACCAACUUCCAAAAGUCAGACAACCUGCAUAACACACAUAACAAAUAUUUUAAAAGCUGGGUGUAGUAGUAUGCCCUUGUAAUCCCAGUGCAGGGUAAGUGGAGUCUGACAGAUCCCUGGGGCCUCCUGGCCGGCUAGCCUAAUGUUCUAGUCGAGGUCCAAGCCAGUGAGCCUGUCUCAGAAACAAAGGGAUGGCUCUUGAGGUCGUCCUUUGGCCUCCACAAGCAUGUGCACUCAGUCUGAUCUCUGACCCCUCCCAAACCUCUCAGGAUGCAAAGGGCCAUGAGGCAUCUACCACAGAAUCCCGGCUUCUGUGAACAUAGCCACCAUCAGGUUCAGGUCAGCUGUUUGACUCCAGGGCGGUGAGGGGCACUUUGAAGGUAUCCCUGAGAAACGACCUCUUCUUUCGCGUGUCUCUCAGUGACUACCUGGAUGCAUGGAAAUCUGGAGGGUACAGCUCGUGACUGUGGACCAGUCUACUAGUUUCCCUAUCCCGGGACAUUGGUCGCCCCAAACUCAUUGAAGAACCGCCGUUAGAACUUCUGCACAGUGUUCAGCAGCCAAAUUCCCUGAAUAACUCGGGAGCAAAGGCACAAAAAUCAUCUCUGGGUGGGAAGGAGAGGGACACUGAGGACCUAAGGAUAGAGGCUGAGCGGGGUGGCUGCUGUCAGGAUGGCCGGCGAAGCCGUUCUUCUAAUUACCAGUCUCACCACUGCUAACCACAGCUGCUUCAGCACCCUGGCUUUCUGGCUUUCGGGAUUGCCCCAGGCUGCCCCUGGCGGCACUCCUCCACCCCCAUAUCCAGUCAGCUGAUUGGUGGAGACGCCCCCCCACUCCCCGCCCCUGUGAAAGUUUGGUCCCAGCGGUGCAGGACUCCUACUCUAGCCUAUGAGUCCCUAACUCAAGUUCCUGCACUCGGGCGUGGGAGGGUUAACUUGAAGGGGUGGAGAUUCUAACAGGGAGGCUGACCCAACUGAGGUUGACCCAGCUGGGUCAGCCUUCCUUAGAUAUAGAAGUCCUGGUGUCACUGGCCACUGGAACGCUUGAGUAUAGGCUCCUUGCUCACUUCAAGUCGGGAGAGGGCGUGGGGAGAUGCAGGGUAGCUAGAACGGUUGCCAUCUCCCAGGUCUCUGCUACUCGUCCCCAAGCUGGUGGUGGCUCAGGGGACCAGACCUAUCCAAAUCAGUCCUUCCGAGGGCACUUGAUUGCCUUUGGUUGGAGAUGAAUCCGGCAGGUACGGGUCUUACAGUCUCCCCCGGGGCCGAGUCCACCGACGUGUCCCUUGGCCCACCAUUUCCCUGGCCCUGCCCACCCGACGUGCGGCUCUGUGGCCACCUGCGGAAGCAAAAGUCCCAGCGCCGCCGCUUUUUCGUUCUGCGCGCCGACCCUCCGCGCCUGGAGUGCUACGAGAGCGAGAAGAAGUUCCUCGCCAGCGGCUGCCGCCCACCUCGACCCCGGCGCAGCGUGAGCCUGGAAGGCGCCUGCACUAUCAGCAAGCGUGCGGAUGCCCGCCAGCGCCACCUGAUCGUCGUCUAUACCAGCGACAGCAGCCUGGGCGUAGCGGCGGCCAGCGAAGCAGAGCAGCAAGCAUGGUACAGCGCCCUGCUGGAGGUGCGCGCCUCUGCCGCUGCAGCUGCUGCCACUGCUAUGGGUCUCAGUCCCCAAGAGGCCCCUGAGUCUUGGGUCUUUGCCCCAUUCCAGGAUGUCUGGCCUGUGACACUGCGGUCCAAGGGACUGGGGCGAACACGAGGCCUGAGUAGCGGCACCUACCGCCUGUGCCUGGGUUCUGGGGCUCUAAGCCUCCUGCGGAAGCCAGGAAGCAAAGGCUCCCGAGACAGCCGGGCAUCACCACCACCAGCCCUGCGCCUAUCCUUGCUCAGUGUGCGCCGCUGCGGCCAUGCAGACUCGUUCUUCUUCCUGGAACUCGGGCGCUCAGCGCCCACAGGUCCCGGGGAGCUGUGGAUGCAGGCGCCUGAUGCAGUGGUAGCCCAAAACAUCCAUGAGACCGUCCUGGCUGCCAUGAAGAGGCUGGGGAGCAGUACAGCCAGUGGCAAGGAUGAGCCACCGUCCGGAGAUCUUCCAAAGAGUGCUUCUGCAGCCCCUACCCUGGUACCAUAUGAAACCCCUGCUUCUGCAGGGCAACCAAGAAGCCCGGGUGAGAGAGCAAAGCAGGACUACCUCAAAACCUUGGAAAGGAUGGGGCCCACACCCGCCUGCAAGGGGCUAGAUCUGGGCGGGGACUACAUCACCAUGGGAGUUGGGGAUGACUACGUGCACAUGGCAGGAGGAGAGGUUGGUGACUACAUGUUGAUGGCACCCCCAGGCCUUCCUCCCACCCCAGCCAGGGUAGCUCCUGGCAAGUCGCUCCAGGAUUGUGAGAGCACAGAGUACAUGCCCAUGAAUAGAUUCUCACCAGGGCCUUUUUACUACGAGCUCAAGGCCAAGGAGCCUGAACUGGGCCAUCAAGGUGCCCCCUGCAGCGUUAGGGACAGAUGGAGACCCACAGAAGCUCAGACCUGCUCUUCCCAGCUUUCAGAGUUACCUGGGGACUACAUGUACAUACCAGACUGCGUAGGCAUGAGCGGUGCUAAGCCCAGGGCCCUGGACAACUGCCUCAACUACGUGGACCUGGACCUAGUCCCUCCCCUGGAAGUGUCUGGAGCAGCCCCUGGGGAGAGUCCACAUAGUUAUGCCAGCAUCAAGUUCUAGAACCUUCUGGGAGAUGGUCAGGGAAGAGACAAAAAGAAGAGAAAAAGUUACUAGUGUAUAGCUCGACUCUUGCAAGGGGCCAAGGCCACCAUGUUCCCUGUCAGGUGCUAUGCUGCCCCCUUGCCUGCUGUCACUUCCACCUACAAACUCUCAGAAAUUAGACUUUUUUUUUUUUUUUUGAGACAGGGUUUCUCUGUAGCUUUGGAGCCUGUCCUGAAACUUGUUCUGUUGACUAAGCUGGCACAAACUCACAGAGAUCUGCCCGUCUCUGCCUCCCAAGUACUGGGAUCAAAGGCAUGUGUCACUUCUGCCUGGCGAAUUUAGACUCUUUUAAGAGAGAAAGUUCUAGAACCUCUCUUGUCCCAACCCAAAAAAACCAACCAAACAAACAACCCUAAAGCCUUAAGAAGUUUUGGGCCUUCCCAGAUGAAACCCGGAUCUUAUCUGAGGAAUUCCUACAGAAUCAGUCUCAGGCUAGCUGUGGCCAAACCAGAGAUGAAGAUCCCCACCCCAAUUUGGACAGCUCUGUCCCUCGCAUGUUGUCAGCUAGAUGUCACUGUGUCCCCCGAGCCCAAAGUUAUCCUCACCCAACUUUUCCAAGUCAGAGAGCUCAAAAGUGAUCAUGUUCGUGCUCCCCAGCAACCUGGCCUCCUGAGCCAUCCUCCUGUGGUGCCAGUCAAGCUCCCCUGACCCUUCCCUGGGCCUGACCAAGCCAACCGAAUCCUUGCUUCCUACAGCACAGCCCGUCACAUCCUGUGGACCCAACCACCCAUUAAAGAUGCUCUGCACCCUGA